Messenger RNA from Trichoderma reesei QM6a, 405 nucleotides. RefSeq lists its product as uncharacterized. NCBI's taxonomy places the organism in Eukaryota, Fungi, Ascomycota, Sordariomycetes, Hypocreales, Hypocreaceae. Bases 1 to 405 code for a protein of 134 amino acids. The record is from RefSeq and is a predicted model, not a curated record. The transcript has 3 exons.
AUGUUCUGCCUCCGCAGCUGGCUCCCGCUCCUCUUCAUCCCGACAAACGCCUCGCCCGCCUUCAUCUUCCUCUUCUUCAUCUGCACCUACUUCCUCAACCGCCCCUGCGUCUACUGCUCCGUCCUCCUCGUCAUCCUCUUCCUCACGUCUUGCAACUGGUCCGACCGCUGCUGCUUCGACCUCAGCAGCAACUGUCUGCAACUACCGCCCGACCACGACCAUGCCUUCAACGCCACAGUCGUCGACAUGCUCAACACCACCGCCAAAGCCGCCGCGCGGGCCGCCGCUGAGGAAAUCGCCGUGCUGAGGAACGAGUGGACGGGCUUGGGUGUCGAGUGGCUUAGAAACUUGCUGGGCAAGCGGGAGUGGAGGAUUGACUGCAUGGACAUUUACAUUCGAUUGUAA